AUCACACUGGUCAGCAUCUCCCUAGAUUUUGCCUUUGGCGAGCGGCCAAUCCGCAAUGAAGGAGUUUCUGGUGGUCUAUUGGCCUUGGCUAUUUACGCUGGCCACCAUCGCUUUGGGGGCUGUCGUGGACGCGGCGGAGUGUGUUUGGCCUCCGAAGCUGGAUCUCUCUGGGAAGCAGCUGGCCAAGCUCUUCUCGACCCCGGUGUUCCUAUGCACGGCGGUGCCCGCGGUGCUGGUGACGCCUGUUUUGGCGCAGCUGGCACGGGGCCGUUUGAGCCGCUCGGACCGGGCAUCGCUGGUCUGGUGGAGUGUGAACCUUUUCUGGUUUCACACUGGCUGCGACAUCCUCAGCGGCUACUACCAGAUCAUGCCGGUGUUCACGGAGCUCUACACUCACAUGAACACGGCGCACGGAUAUGCGCGCUGGCAUCCGGAGCGCGCGCCUUUGGACUGCGCGUAUGGGCUGGAGCUCUUCUUCGAGGCGCCCUUCGCAGCGUGGCUUGUGUACCUCUUCUGGAAGCAGGACAAGGCCCGGUACCUGGUGGAGCUCUGGGCUUUGGGAGUGCAGUUCGCAGGCACGGUGGUCUACUACCUGCCCGCGCUCAUGCGCGGAGAAUUCUCUUGCUGGUUGAGCUAUGCAGAUCGCGCGUGUGGCAGCGUGUGGAUCAUGUUCCCGGCAUAUGUCUUCUGGCGCUCGGUGAAGACCGCUAGGUCUGAGUCAACGGGCAAGAAGCAGAAGCACAAGUGAGCUGCGGUCCCACCAUUGGGCGGAUGGCUGUUUACCUUUUGGCGGCUCAAGCGUUGCA
Messenger RNA from Effrenium voratum, 806 nucleotides. The record is from the annotation of a GenBank genome assembly. NCBI's taxonomy places the organism in Eukaryota, Dinophyceae, Suessiales, Symbiodiniaceae.